Molecule: messenger RNA, 2538 nt
Organism: Camellia sinensis
Lineage: Eukaryota; Viridiplantae; Streptophyta; Magnoliopsida; Ericales; Theaceae
Product: Tetratricopeptide repeat (TPR)-like superfamily protein
Biological process (GO): RNA modification
Molecular function (GO): RNA binding; protein binding
Source: RefSeq, a predicted model, not a curated record
CCAAAAAUAACAAAAGAAGAAGAAAUUAUUGAUCCAAAAAAAAAACCCAAAAUAAGAAGAAAUAAGAAAAAAAAAGAAAGAAAGUAAAAUCAAAAGAUUUACAUUGAAUGGAAAUUCACACGCAUUCAUUCGUCAUCGUCCCAAAUUUCUCAUCAAAAGUGAAGAAAGAGCCAUUUAUCAGCAAGUCAGUGGGGGUUAUUGACUUAUUUUACCUUGUCUUACUGCUCUACUUGUUUUUUUUUUUUUUUUUUCCCCAAAUUCUGUGCAGAAAAUUUUGCAUUCUGUUCUGGCAAUGAUGGUGAAUUUUGGUGCACUGUCAAUGGCCAAAAUAUAUUUGUCCUUAUGUGGAUUGUGUUUAGAUUGGUGAUGCAUAAGACAUGUUAUUGCUUUUUGUGGAUUUGGGUGAUGAAUAUACAUUGAUGGGUUAGUUUAAAUCGUGUAUUAUGAUUACAUGCCUUCACAUUUGUUCAGCAUCACAUCCAAGAUCAAAGCGCUUGGUAGAUUGGGUCGCAUUGCCUGUGCACGCAAACUGUUUGAUGAAAUGCCCUGCAGAGACUCAGUUGCGUGGAAUGCAAUGCUUAGUAGUUAUUCUCAACUGGGUCUUUACCGAGAGGCUGUCUUGUUGUUCCACCACAUGAGAGAUUCCGGGACCAAACCCGACAGCUUCUCAUUCACUGCAACUUUGAGUGCGUGCGCAGGCACAUUUGAACUUCUCUACGGGGAAAAAAUCCAUGCACAAGUCAUUGUUUUGGGAUACAAUUCUUCGUUGCCGGUGAACAAUUCGCUUAUUGAUAUGUAUGGGAAGUGUUUGAGCCCUUCUAGUGCUAAUAGAGUGUUUGAGGAGAUGGGCACGCAAAAUGACGUGUCGUGGUGUUCAAUAUUGUUUGCAUAUACAAAUGCCGGUCAGUUUGAUAUUGCUUGUGGUGUAUUUGAUACUAUGCCAAAGAGGGUGGACAUUGCUUGGAAUACUAUGAUUGCUGGUUAUGCGCAAUGUGGCAAAAUUGAAUCGUGUUUUGAUUUGUUUAGGAGGAUGCUAGAGAGUUGUUGUGGACCAGAUCAGUGGACACUUAGUGCCCUCAUGAAUGCUUGUGCCAAAUCAGAAGAGUGUUUUCAUGGUUUCAUGAUGCAUGCAUUUGUUGUUAAAAGUGGUUGGAGCUCUGCGGUGGAAGCAAAUAACUCGAUUUUAAGCUUUUAUGCCAAGGUAGGCUGUCAGGAAGAUGUAGUGAAGGUGUACGAAUCCAUUGGAACUCUGUCCCAGGUUUCUUGGAAUGCAAUAAUUGAUGCUCACAUGAAAAUAGGAGACACCCACAAAGCGUUUAUUGUGUUUCAGCAGGCACCUGAGAAGAACAUUGUUUCGUGGACAUCAAUGAUCACGGGGUAUGCAAGAAAUGGGCUCGAAGAACAAGCUCUAAGCUUUUUUGUUGAUAUGAUGAGAGAUGGUCUCAAACCAGAUGGUUUUACAUUUGGAGCUUUUUUGCAUGCGUGUUCAAACUUGGCGACGCUGAAGCACGGUAAAAUGGUCCACGGUUGUGUAAUUCAUUAUGGUUUCCAUGCUUAUACUUAUGUUGGCAAUGGCCUAAUUAACAUGUAUGCCAAGUGUGGGGACAUAGGCGGCUCAAACCAAGCAUUUAAUGGUAUUAUUGACAAAGAUCUCGUCUCUUGGAAUGCAUUGUUGAUUGCAUUUGGGUUGCAUGGACAAGCUAGCCAAGCUCUACAGCUUUAUGAAGAAAUGGGUGAAUGUGGGUUGAGACCAGAUAAAGUGACCUUCAUUGGCCUGUUGAUGACUUGUAGCCAUUCGGGACUUGUGGAGAAAGGUCGGGCUCUUUUUGAAUCAAUGAGCUCAGUUUAUGGGCUUUUCCCUGAAAUGGAUCAUGUGGCAUGCGUGGUGGAUAUGCUUGGUCGAGGUGGGUACUUGGAAGAAGCAAGAGAGCUGGCAAAUAAGUAUCUAGGAACAGAUAGAGCAAGUAUUAGAUCUCGUGAAGCUCUUUUUGGAGCAUGUUUUGCUCAUGCGGACACAGAAAUGGGAACCCAACUGGGUGGAGAUUUAAAACUUUUAGAGCCUCGAAAUGAGAUGAGUUAUGUAUUGUUGUCAAACUUGUAUUGUGCGAGUGGGCAGUGGAAAGAAGCAGAGGUGGUGAGGAAGGCAAUGAUAGAUCAAGGUGUGAAGAAAAUGCCUGGUUGUAGCUGGAUCGAAGUGAAAAACAAGGUGAUAGCUUUUGUGGCAGGGAGGCAUUCAAAUCCACACAUGAAAGAGUUACAUGAGAUGCUGUACUUUUUUGAACAAGAAAUGAGAAAUCCGUGUUAUGCUGGAUCACAAUGAUGCGAUCCAAGAUACUCUGAGGAAUUCAACUCUCGAUUGUAGCAAUAUUGAGACUCAGCCAUUUGACAGUCAGUGUUCUCCACCUUCAGUGAGUCCCAAUAAUAGCAAUGGUUAUGGGUGAAAGGGGUUUGAUGGCAAGGAUAAUUUGUCCCGAAUUUGGGGGAUAUCUUACUUUUGGUACCCUGGAGUCAGGAAUAGUAUCAGCACCUGGGCAACCA